AUGGCGUUGCUUCUGAAGAUUCUCCUCGCCGCUCUGCCAGCCGUGGUCGCUGGGCUUCCCCCAACCGCCACAGUAAAGAACGGCACUUACGAGGGCAAAUAUGUUGCUUUAUACGACCAAGAUCUUUUCCUUGGUAUCCCCUUCGCUCAACCGCCCGUUGGAGAGCUCCGUUUCCAGAACCCACAGAGCUUGAACAGCACCUUUGGCACUAGAAACGCUACGGAAUAUGCUGAUUCUUGCGUCGGUUAUGGAAACAGUGCAGCCUGGCCUUACACCCUGAGUGAAGACUGCCUGACAUUGAAUAUCGUUAGGCCUGCCAAGUCAGGACAGACCAAGGAUGACGAGUUGCUCCCCGUCGGUUUCUUUACUCACGGAGGAGGGUGGUCGAUGGAUUAUAGUGCCAAUGGCGUGUACAAUCUGAGCUUCAUCGUCGAAGAAUCGGUCAAGAUGGGAAAGCCAUUCAUUGCCAUCUCCGCAGACUACCGAAUGUCUUUCUGGGGCUUCAUGGCCAGUCAAGACAUCCUCGACGCAGGGGUAGCCAACCUCGGCCUCAAGGACCAGCGAAUUGCUAUGCAGUGGAUCAAUGAGAAUAUCGAAGCCUUUGGCGGUGACCCAGCCAAGGUGACCAUUUGGGGCGAGAGCGCAGGCGGUGGUAACGUCUGUUAUCAUGCCACUGCCUACGGCGGUCGUGACGACGGCCUCUUCCGCGGCGUCAUUGCUGAGUCCGGCGCCGAUGGCAGCCACAUGAAGAACCUGAUGGAACCUCAGCAGAUCUAUGAUACCAUCGUCGGCAUUGUCGGAUGUGAUGGUAGUUCAGACAAACUUGCCUGCUUGCGUACGGUCCCCUUCGAAAAACUCAAUGCGACAAUCACCGAAAUAUCAGGUAGUUUCUAUCCCAUUGUGGAUGGGGACAUCAUCCCGGACUUACCAUCGGUGCUGCUGGACGCCGGAAAGUUCACCAAGACGCCUAUUUUGCUCGGCACGAACGCUGACGAAGCCACGAUGUUUGCUGGCACCGGGGUUAACACGGACGAGGACAUUGCAAGUCUCAUUCAGUCGUCUGGACUAGAUGCCAACACAACCGAGAUACUCAUGGCACUCUACCCUGACAUAGACUCCCUCGGGCUGCCAGCUAACUACCGUGUUCAACCCGAUGGACCCGUGGGGAAGCAGUUCAAGCGCUCGGUGGCGUUGCUGACGGAUCAAAUGUUCCUUUCAUGGCGGCGUCUGAGGACCGAUGCAUGGUCCAAAUAUGGUGCGCCAGCCUAUUCAUACCUAUUUGAGUCGCCAACCUCAUCCAGCACCAGCCAUUUCACUGAAAUCGGCUACGUUUUCUACAACAGAAUUGGCCUUGGCUAUGCCGCCGGCCAAAGCCCGCUCGCAAACGCAACCCAGGACGUGCUAGAUCUGGCCAAACUGACCACUCGCAUGUGGAUCAGCUUCAUCACCGAUCUUGAUCCAAAUAACCAUGGAGAGCCUGAGCAGACUCUUGAGCUGGGUAAAGAAUGGUAUACUCAUGUGGUGUCUAACUCGAUAGCCUCCCAAUACUUCAAGACACCAAUAAAACCCACAAAACAAAACCCAGUAAAGUCGAUGCUCAAGAUAGAUGAGAUAUAA
Aspergillus oryzae RIB40 is the source of this 1617-nucleotide messenger RNA. RefSeq lists its product as uncharacterized. The transcript is spliced from 5 exons. Bases 1 to 1617 code for a protein of 538 amino acids. NCBI's taxonomy places the organism in Eukaryota, Fungi, Ascomycota, Eurotiomycetes, Eurotiales, Aspergillaceae. The record is from RefSeq and is a predicted model, not a curated record.